GGAUCCGUUUGGAAGGGAAAUCAGUCAUGUCCUGCGGAAUAAGGAGCAGUUUAAGUAUACCAUCUUUUUAACUCCGGGCUUAAAUUUACUUCCUCAACUUAAGAACUAACUAUAUUCAAGUAUGGACGUUAGUGUUUUGAUUCUCAUAUGCUGUUUUGCUAACAUCUUACAGAUAACUUAUGCAGAUAGCAGUGCGGAGGAUAAGGACGCCGCAUUACUUAGAAGAAUAAUGAGGAAAUGUAAACAUAAAAAUAAAGUGUGCGGUUCGGAUCUACAACCGUACACAGAAUGUGAAUUCAAACGGAUGCACAUCAACACUGAAUCUUCUGUAUUCUUACUACAUCGUAGAUCAUGUUUAGCCCUAAGAGAAAAGUGUAAAGAAAGUUUUGAAUACAAAGAAGUUUGUUGCUCAGACGGCAAAACGUAUUCCAUAUGCCAACUAGUACAGCAAAGACAUCCCACAAGAGUGACAAUUAAAUACAAGGGGCCAUGUGACGCUAGACAAGAUGGAGAUGGUCAAGAAGGUGAUGGUCAAGAUGGAGAUGGUGAAGAAGGCGGCCAAGAAGGAGAAGGUAAUGGGGUCACAUUACCACCUCCACAACCCACUACCAAUGCACCUCGUCACACAACAAGUAUGCUUAACCAAAAUGAUGCCACUUCAGACAUUCCUUAUACAGAUAUGCAGACGACAAUGAUGCAUACUGACCUUUUGGUCACAGUCGAUAAUUAUAAUCCGACAACUGUAACCGAGAGAGUAUGCGAUGAACGGUGCCCUCUAGAGUUCGUUCCUGUCUGCGGCACAGAUGGAACUACAUAUCCAAGUCUUUGUGUUCUAAAUGCUGUCGCGUGUGAAUCUCAACCCGACUUAGAUUUGGAUCACAAUGGAGAAUGUUUGUGAUUGCAGACGAUAAAAGCUAAAGCCCGGUCCAGACUACCAAAUUUCUUUUGACAAAAACAUGUGACAUGCCUAAAAAUGGUCAUGAUGACAUAUCAUAUAUAUAUGGGCAUACAACGGGGUUUUUUUCAAAUAAAAUUUGAUGAUCUGAAGAGUGCUUACAUGCGACUCCCGUCGCAUAUCUUCAAAUACUAAUGUCAACCUAACAUAUAAAGCAGUUGUUAUAGUUCUUCAGCAGUUUUCAUUAAGGCUCGGUUGGAGCAUGGUACAGCAUUCGUUAAUUAAGAGCUAGCUACGCCUAUUAAAUACCGGUAAUAUUUAAUCAGGGAACAGUGUUCCCUGAUUUAAUUAAUUAACUUCUUUCAGGCCCAUGUUAUUUAUCUAUAUUGUUUAUUUAUACUGUUUUUCUUGUGAUUGUUGUCUAUGGAAGGAAACUCAUUAGAAAUCAAAGUUGAAUUGAAUUGAUAAUUAAUUCUAUAAAUAAUAUGGUGAGCCGUACUAGUCUUAACAGUAAUCAAACAAUAAGAAAACGGUAGCACUUUAUAGACUAGUUGAAAUAUGUAUUGUUGCUCCUCUUAUCAUUCACCUGAAGAAGUGUACUGUAUACACGAAAGCUUGUGACAAUACAUAUUUCAACAAGUCUAUAAAGUGCUACCGUUUUCUUAUUGUUUAAUUAAUUCUAUAGUAAGAGAGGACAUACAAACACAUAUACACAGACCCUAAAUUAAAAUAUAUAUCAGCAAAAAAACCCCCAAAAACUGUCAUCUCAUUUUAAUGUCGAAUAUGAUAAUUGUUUAGGCCAUUUGACAUCUUUUGAAAUCAUCGUACCCAGUUUUAUUGUUUUUGCUGUUAUAUUUAUCGUUAUUUUAUUAUUAUUAUUAUUAUUACUAUAUUUAUUAUUAUUGUUAUUACCGUAUUUUGCCAUUGCUAUUGUUAUCAUUGUUAAU
Anneissia japonica is the source of this 1842-nucleotide messenger RNA. Its product is annotated as four-domain proteases inhibitor-like. Gene Ontology annotation, biological process: anatomical structure development. The transcript has 4 exons. The coding region runs from base 122 to 898 and encodes 258 amino acids. Gene Ontology annotation, molecular function: extracellular matrix binding; collagen binding; protein binding. The record is from RefSeq and is a predicted model, not a curated record. NCBI's taxonomy places the organism in Eukaryota, Metazoa, Echinodermata, Crinoidea, Comatulida, Comatulidae.